CAAGGUGGAUGCGGAGACAUCUCCUUCUCAGGUGUUCACGUGUGGGGGUCCGCGGAAGCUCUUUCAAACCUGCUGCUGUCGAACCCAGAGACGAUCAAAGGGAGGAGGGUGCUCGAGCUUGGAGCAGGUAUCGGCCUCCCGUCCUUGGUAGCGUGCUUCUUCGCAAGCCAUGUCUGCAUGACAGAAAGGAGGGAAGAAUUGAUUGAACAUUUCCGAGAGAAUGUACGAAGAAACUUGCCUCUCAUAAGACGACGCCGCGCUCGAGAUGCAUCGCUCCGGCAAGAGGACUUUGUCACUGCUCAAAUCUUACGAACUUAUGCACGAGGAGGCGACGAUGCCGUUUCUUGCUAAGACCGUCUUUUCUCUCCUCCCGGACAUCAACCAGUCCUCUGUUGCGGUUGACUGGAGGAGCGGACAGGGAGCAUUCUUUCUGAGCAUCUCCCCCCUCCGAUCGCGGGAAAGUGGCAUCACGGCAUUCAAGAGCGCGUGUGAGCAACUCAAGGAGGCAAACAACGGGACAUGCUUGAAGGUUGAGCAUAUUGUAAACGAG
This is a messenger RNA of Guillardia theta CCMP2712, 550 nucleotides long. RefSeq lists its product as hypothetical. The annotation marks the transcript as partial. The transcript has 4 exons. The record is from RefSeq and is a predicted model, not a curated record. Lineage: Eukaryota; Cryptophyceae; Pyrenomonadales; Geminigeraceae.